Magallana angulata is the source of this 4743-nucleotide messenger RNA. RefSeq lists its product as uncharacterized. The record is from RefSeq and is a predicted model, not a curated record. Gene Ontology annotation, cellular component: membrane. Lineage: Eukaryota; Metazoa; Mollusca; Bivalvia; Ostreida; Ostreidae. Bases 171 to 4106 code for a protein of 1311 amino acids. Gene Ontology annotation, biological process: G protein-coupled receptor signaling pathway. Gene Ontology annotation, molecular function: adenylate cyclase inhibiting G protein-coupled glutamate receptor activity. The transcript has 10 exons.
AUAGAUCCAGGCGUUCUUGAUGAAUCAAACGAUAGCGAUGAAAGAAUUUUGACUUCCGUUAUAUAGCAUAAUGAAAUGCUCUUGUAGAAAAUUCUGUAUUCCUGAAGAGAGACAAGUAUUAAGAAGAGAAACUACACGUUCUGUACUAACAAUAUACAGAAAAUAGGGACAUGUCUGCAAGGAUCUUAUUUUACUGCCAUCUAUUUGUCGUCUCGAACGGAAUCAAAGAUACUCAGUCGCAACAGGUAAAUGACGUCAUUGACACCCCCGCGUUUUUAACCGGAGAUGUCGUCAUUGGAGGUCUUUUCCACAUCUUUAACACCAAACAGCCCGAUCGAUGUGACCUGGAUUUGGACAUGUACUCUGUGAUGGAGAUGGAAGCAGUUAAAUGGUCUCUGAUGCGACUGAAUGAGGUUAACUUCAUCCCUGGGGUUCGAUUAGGACUUCUGGCUUACCCGACAUGCGGAAUACCUAGCAUUGCUGCUCUGCAAAGCAACAAGUUUCUCCAGCUUUUACGAGAACAUAGAGCGUCAAAUAAAACCAACAAACCGGUCUAUAUUAAAGCUGUACUAGGUCCAACCUUUAGCUCCGAGUCUGCAGUUGUAUCCCGGAUACUGAGCAGUGUCCCUGACGACUACAAGCUCCUACAAGUCUCUUACUCCUCCACGGCCGCGUUCCUGACCAAUAAAACGAAUGCCGAAACAUUCCUCAACUUCUUCCGGACGAUACCAUCCGACAAAAUCCAAACGCAGACUAUGUUGGAUUUGCUGGUUGACCUGGGUUGGACGUAUAUUGGAUUAAUUCACUCGGGUGACGCGUACGGUAAUGACGCAGCCCGUGAACUGAGUGACGCCCUGGCAGAGAGACGCAUUUGUAUUGCAGCUGUUUAUCAAUGUGACAGUGACAUUUCAAGGGCCCGUUUCCAUGAAAUUCUGUACAAUAUAACUGCACUUAGAAUCAAGGGCAUCGUUUUUAUCGGAGCUGUUUCAAUGGUUCGCUCUUUCAUUGAUAGCAUUGAACGUAUUUCAUUUUCUCAAUACUCUGUUCCCUCUAUCAUUUUUUCGGAGAGCCUAGGCUUGCAGUCUGAGAUUUUCUUUAAUUCCGAAUCGAAGGAAAUCUACCCGGCGGCAAAAGGAUCAUUUGCCAUGUCGCCCCCUCACAAAGAAAUGUCCGAAUUUUCGGAGUACUGGAAUACAAUGUUUGCUAAUAUGAGCAAGAACCAAGAUGAUACGCAAAUAAACCCUUGGUUGCAACAAUUCAUGAAAUUACAAUUGGGAUACAACAAAUUGAAUGUUGACAAUCUGUUAACGAAAUACCCAUCGUCGACGUUUGUUAAAUAUGCCAUAAUGGCGACUUACAGUGUUGCCAAAACAAUCAAGGACGUACAUCAGAAGGUUUGCCGUGGGAUCAGUGGAUUAUGCUCAGAAAUGAAGGAAAAUAGAUUAUCCGAGUAUAUAGAGCAAGCCAGACGAACUGCUGUGGAUUUUGAGAAAGAUUUUCCACAGAAAGCUAAGCUUAGAAAUCUUACCGAAAGGGUUUCUUUCACUAAAGAAGGUGAUAUUCAAUUUAAAAACUCCGGGUUGAUGUACGAAGUUUACAACUACCAGAGCCCAUCAAACGACACAAACUUUGAGUUUGUUAAUGUAGGUUCUCUGAAAAAGCCAGAAACACCGGCAGAAGGCGGGAAACCAAAAUUUACUUUACUGAAACCAAGGGUAAAAUUCUACGACAACAUGGGUAGGAUCACCAAUACAGUCAAAUCAAUUUGUCAACCGAACACGACUUGCACGAUAUGUCUUCAAAACCACGAGUCCGAGACAUAUCUGUAUGACCCCGGUGACGUCAUUGUGGUCGUCACGUUCCCCAUUCACAAUCGAGGAAGUGAGCCCUUACACUGUGGUCCAGUUAGGCGAAGGAUUGGUCUCGAUGUCGCACUAGGGGCAAAGUUUGCAAUCGACAAGAUAAACGAAAACAGUGAUAUUUUUCCAAACCAAAAAGUUGGUCUUCUCCUCCUGGACACCUGUGAUGAUCCAUUGAUAACUUCCGAUAUUAUUCUAGAGCUCCAGCUACACGGGCAGAUUAACAAUCGCAUACCUAAUAUUUCCGACAAGAUUUUAGGGUAUGCUGGUGGAUUUUCUAGUAGUCCAACUCUACAGGUGGCGGACAUCACAACAGAAUUGAAAACUGUUCAGGUUAGCUGUUGUGCUACGUCUGACUUGCUCAGCGACCGUUUGAACUACCCGUAUUAUCUGGGCUUGGCGACUCCAUUAAACUACACAACUCGAGUCAUGCUCCAAAUGGUGAACAAACUGGGCUCCAACAACGUCCAAGUACUGUUUAGUGAUGGGAAGUAUGGCGAAUCUGCGGUGAAACUGAUUUUGAGCUUGGCUCCUAGUUUCAAUAUCUGUGUUGCGCAGACUGUUCGAGUUUAUGGAAGUGAUGUUAGCAAUGAUAUCAGCAGUGUAGUGGCAAGUCUACACAGAUUUCCUGGCGCCCGACAAGUACUCGUUUACAUUGCUUCACCACUGAUGCCAAAAGUCGCAAGAGCGAUCAACAGUAUAAAUGAACAUCGUCGAUUUCUAUUCAUCGGGGAAAAUUGUUUUUACCACAGAGACUAUAUGUUGAAAUAUCCGAAUCUGCACGGAUCCCUUAUCGUCGCAGAACAACCUAUUCCCCAAAGUGACGAGUAUAAAACAUAUCUUAGAAAGUUCGAUCCGGCGUCUGUAGAAUUGCCUACAAGUCUGCUUUAUUUCAUGCAAGAAAACUUGAACUGUUACUACGAAUUUAGCUUUAGAAAAGAAUUCCCCCAAAAAUGUAACCGUGAAUUACUACGUAAAUUUCCUGAACAUUUAGACAAGUGGACACCAUAUUUGAUAAAGUCAAUAACAGCGUUGAUUAAGGGUGCUUACCAAGCCUUAAAGAGUAUGUGCAAAGAUGAAACUAUUUGUUCGGAGUAUAGGAAUUCUCCUGAACACGUGGUAGAAUUCGUGAGAAAUGUGACUUUGGACAUCGAUGGCGAUGACCGGGAUGAUCAGUUGUUUGACUCGAACGGAAAUGGCGUCCUUGGGCUCAAAAUAUACAUCAUAGAAGAAAAAGACUUUGUUGAGAUUGGACAUUGGCAUCAUGGCGAUGCUGAGCCAUAUUUCGAAAGAAAAAGAAUCCAAGUAUAUCCUUCUAACUCUUCUUGUGGCGAUGUAUCAGUGACGUCAUCGACGCACAGUGAAACUGAGGCGGACACAUCAGGAAUAGUUAAACUCGUCAAAACAGUUCUCUUGUCCGUCUUUGCUGGAGCAAUCGUUAUCCUUUUGUUGGCGUUCCUCUGCAUAUGGCGGAGACAAACAUACAUAAUGUCGUCUAUGUCUUCGGAUACGUCGACGAAAUCAGAAUACAACUCCAUUGACGAUUUCAGCAUCAUCAACAUGAAGCGAAUUAAUUCGGAAAUUUCACUAAGACUUGGCGAUUUCUUUCGUAGCGACUCGCCUUGCGGAACACCCAAAUCCACUCGGUCUACUGGAGAUAUCACGGAGAACAGCAACCAAGUGAGGAAUGAAAGAGUAAAGAAUUCGCCGUCAGUUCCUCCGCGGAGGAAUAUGCCGGGCCUGCCCACGCACUUGUCAACUCACAUACCUCGACACCCCAGGCUAAGAAGCGAACCUGUGAUAAAACUGUCCUUUUCACCGAAUACUGCACGACGUCUAAACUCGGAACCAUUUCCCAAAAUGCAUAGAGGACGCGCCGAUUCCAUAGGAAUGCCAUACAUCCUAGCGCCAAAAUCCAGACGUUUACAAUCAGAGCCUAACUUACCUUCGCCAAAUUUCAGCAGACUGUUGUUCAAUAAUGCAAUCAGAAGGGAAAGUGUACAGGAUAACGGUUACAUCUUCCCAAUACACGAACCUCGGGACCAGCAACAGACAGAAACUAUGGAAAUAGCUGAUAGCGUACUAGAGACAGAAGAAGGUAUAUCCACACAACAGACAGAUAUAGCUGAUAGAGCACGCCAGAUAGAAGAAGAUGAUGCCACACAACAGGGGGGAGAAGCCUGUGGAGGGCCAGUCCAUUUUGUGUUGGGGAAUCCCAGAGACAAAUUGCAUGGUUACUCCUGCUAGAACUAUCACCGUUAGAAAAAUAUACCAUAGUACAUGUACUUACAUGUAUCAGUAAAAUAUUAAUAAGAACAUUUGUGUUAGUUAAGAACGUACACGGGUGGUAAAAUUCAAAAAGAAGUUUAGGGAAUGUAGUAUCCGAGAACUUGAGACCAACCAGAAAGACUUGCAGGGUAUUGUACAUGUACUACUAUUUCUUUCGAAAUGGUUUGAAUUUCCGUUUCUGUGCCUGCAUUCUUUCUUUAUUAGAAAACUAUGAGUAUAGCAAUAAAUGCAGAAAAAAUUUACAUCUCCUCCCGCCGCAUUUGAAUUUUUUCUGCAAUGCCCGCAACAGAUAUUUAUACCCGUAGGAAUCACCCAAAAAAACAUUUUAUCAUUGAAAUGAAUCACUCUUAACCUUUCAAAAGAGAAUAGGACUUCACAGAUUUGAAGACGUGACCAUGCAAGUUAAAACCCUGUGAUUGCUAUUUAUUUCUUGUACUGCGUAGAUGUGACCUAUGCAGUUAAUCAGUACUGUUUUUCUUGAUUAAUAGGGAUAGCCUACUGGUACUUAGUUAUCAGUCAUUUAUAUAUAGUGUAAAAUAAUAUGUUUGUAAAACUAAUUUAAAAUUAAAGUUUCAUUAAAGCAAUCGAGAAAUUC